AUGGUAGUGGUCCAGAAAAAAGAUGGAAGUCUGCGCAUCUGCAUCGAUCCUAAAGAUCUAAAUCGGGCGUUGAAAAGAGAGCAUUAUCAACUUCCAACAAUCGAAGAAAUUACAGCUCGAAUGCCAGGGGCACGGUAUUUUUCCACGUUAGAUGCAAGAUCGUGUUAUUGGCAGAUACCCCUCGACGAAGAAAGUUCCAAACUCACAACUUUCAACACGCCAUUUGGACGUUUCCGUUUUACCCGCAUGCCAUUUGGAAUCCGAAGUGCCCAGGAAGUAUUUCACAAACGAGUACAUGAAAUAUUCGAAGAUAUUCGUGGAGUGGAAACUGAUAUUGACGACAUUCUCGUGUGGGGAAGAACACUUCAAGAACACGGCGAGCGUCUAAAGGCAACGUUGGAAAGAGCAAGAGAGUGCAAUCUAAAGUUCAAGUUAGAGAAGUGCCACUUCAGGUCCACGAGUGUUGUUUACAUCGGACAUAAGCUUACAUCGGAAGAAAUCAAACCUGAUCCACAGAAAAUAGAAGCAAUCGUGAACAUGCCAGAAUCACAUGACAAGAAGGGAGUUCAAAGGCUUCUCGGUAUGGUGAAUUACGUGGGUAAAUUCGUACCGAACCUGUCAGAAAUCACGUCACCACUGCGAGAAUUGCUCAAGAAUGAUGUGGCGUGGCAUUGGUCAGAAAGACAUGCAAGUGCUUUCGAAAAGAUCAAAACCAUUCUUACAAAUACAGAACCUGGAAUCUUAACCUACUAUGAUGUGACGAAACCAGUAAAGCUUCAGGUCGACGUCUCAAAUCCGG
Messenger RNA from Paramuricea clavata, 799 nucleotides. Lineage: Eukaryota; Metazoa; Cnidaria; Anthozoa; Malacalcyonacea; Plexauridae. The record is from the annotation of a GenBank genome assembly.